This is a messenger RNA of Corticium candelabrum, 594 nucleotides long. RefSeq names its product transcription factor ETV7-like. Gene Ontology annotation, molecular function: sequence-specific DNA binding. The record is from RefSeq and is a predicted model, not a curated record. NCBI's taxonomy places the organism in Eukaryota, Metazoa, Porifera, Homoscleromorpha, Homosclerophorida, Plakinidae. The transcript has 2 exons. The coding region runs from base 1 to 387 and encodes 128 amino acids.
AUGGAAUCUUCCGGGUUCGUUACGUUUAGGGACAAUCCCAUUUUAUCACUUCAUGCUAUGGAAAUAGAACGACUCGACGGUAAUACCGUGCAACUGUGCAACUCAACUCAAAGCGCGACCCACCUAGCACACGCAGCGAUGGAAUUCCACAGCAGAGCGAGAAAGCCGCUGUAUUGGACAACAGAAGACGUUCAAGAGUGGGUGAGAGCAGCGGUGCGCGAGUACGACCUAACUGCCGUGGAUCCGUCUGUAUUCAAGGUCGACGGCCAACAGCUAGCGCGUAUGAGUGUGCAGAGAUUUCUUGAACUCGAUCCCAACACUGGAGACAUUCUGUACGAAGUACUUCGAGUUACUGACGAAGACUGCAGAGUUCUGGGAAGCAACUAAGAGUUAGAGAUAAGACGACAGAAUGUCUUUAUAAGACAGUCUGUAGGAAUUUGAUUAAUUAAUUAAUUAAUUAUGUGAAGACACAGCAAUCUAGCAAAGUACAGUGGAUAGCAGCCUGCAAAUGAACAGCAAUGGUAUGGUGUAGCAACUGAAACACACACUGAAAAUAGAUUUGAUAGAUUUUUAACACGACUGCGCAUGCGUUUA